UAUCGCUUGAUUGUGAUAAUGACAAUAGUUAAGUAAAUUAAUUUAGGUACCCAGUUACCCACUUAGCUAAUAGGGUACGAGCGUGAAAUACCACGUGACUUAGCGUAUUUUCUACUAUACAUGCGAAAAAAAAGUGGAAAAUGGCUAAACUAUUUUUAAACUUUUUCAGUAUCGAUUUGGAUGGAUUAACGCCUGUUCAGAUAUUCGCGUUGAAUGAAAUAUUCGACAGCAGAUUUCCUCUUCCCGAGAAGUUUGAUUAUACGGGAGACAUCUUGUGCAACUUCAGCGUCAAAAAUAUUCUGCAAGAAAUCUUUAAAAAAGUUCGUAUCAAUUUUAUUUGAUAUUUAAGUAGCGACUCCAUCGACCAAAAUAACAAAGUUUCCAUUUAACAGAAUUUCGUGAGACUUUGGGUGGUGGCUAUAAAAAAAGCCCAACACAUCGACGAUCAAUCUUGGCGGAUGAUAUUGAUCCUAUUAGAGAUAAAGACUUUUUUUGUUCUUUUCACCAUCACUGACGAGGACAAGCUUUCGCUGGUGGCUCGUAAGUGCUUGGACAACUACAUGAUAGAAAAGGUAUAUCUAACGGGUAUCGACCGCUGGUACCAUGCCUCGUUGGCUUGCCAGUUACUGGACGUGCAGGCCAUACCGGCAGACUUGGAGAAAGUGAUCGAGAGUGCCAGCGGUGGUAUGCCUGGUUGGAUCCAAAACUUCGUCAUCUCCCUAGUCCAACGAGGGGUUCUAUCCGUGGUCACCGUGCCUCGGGAGGAGGCCUUGGAGUCUGGGGCUGUGAUGCCGUCACCAGCUCUCCUGCAGAUACCCGGCCAUGAAAUGAGUAACGCUGGUCUUGAGCCGAGACGGCAAAGUUAUCAGAGCAUCUACAGCGUAGUGAGUGUGAGCAUGUUGAGUAAGCAGGAGAGUCAGUUCGCUCUUCACUCCGACGUCGUGCAAAUGGCUGUGCUGUCCGAGGGGUACAGUUUCGACGAUAUGACUGCCGAUAUGACGAUGGAUGCUGUGAUUUUGAAAACGUAUGAUUCUUUGACUCCUUUUGAGAAGAUGAUAUUGAAAUGCGGAUCAGUGCUGGGUGACGUAUUCUCCAGACGAAUGCUUCUGCAUUUAUUGCAAAGCGAUUCUCCGAGAAAAGUAGCUAAAGCUGUAGUCAAGCUGUUCCUCAUCCGUGUCCUGGAAUGUGAGGGUGGGGACUUCACGCGUGAUACAUCAUUCGUAUUGAUACACCCUGCGCCCGCGCUGCCGGCCGCCAAGCCGCCGUAUUGUGCUUGUUUGGGAAUCAGACUGCCGCCAAAUUGCCGUGAUUUGCCAAUCUACGCGUUUUGCGGUUACAUGAAGUUCAGGCAUUCCUUAUUCCGAACCACCACUUACGAGCUGCUCACUGAGAAUCAGAAGAGCGAAAUGCAUGCAAGAGCUUUGCUAUACCUGGAGCGGUAUACCAAGCGCUGCAUAUCGUGCGGCAUGGGAUGUUUCACCAAGUUAUUGGGACAGAGAUGUGACGAUGGUCUUGUGCCUGAAAGUCAAGAUGUGAAGCGCACGAAGCAACAAAUAAGAUCUCUGAGUGCCGAAACCAGAGUGCCUGGUGAAGAAGAACCGGUCUCACCGUUUGUUCAACAUGUACCCGAGAUGGUGAUGAACGGCAGCAUGAGUAUUCCUCCUGAAAUCGUCUCAAGUUACGAUUCCUUGGACAUAGAAGAGAGAAGAAACCUCAGUCGCUCGCUUUUGAUAAACCAAAAGCAAAAACAUGUCCGAUCUUUUUCUUCUCUGGAGAUAGCGUCAUGUGAAUGCCUGUCUAUACUGCUGGCGGUUUACAACCAAAUGUUAGACCAUUGCCGAGGGGCAGGAGAAUACGAAAAGCUUUUUGAAGCGUACAUGGAGUAUGCCGACGUGAGCAUUAUGAACCUGAACAUACCUCAAGCUGUACGCUUACUGUUUGAAGUAGAAGCAUUUGUAAAGAGUGACAAAAUCAACCAUAACAAGUGCCAAUCUGGUUGGAUGAAAGAUUUUCGCCUGGCCAGCGUGUACACUCUGAGAGGGAUAUGCAUGCUCGAGUCUGGUGACCUGAACGAAGCCAGAAACCAGCUGUUCUAUGCCAUGAAGCUCUAUUAUGAUCCUUUCCCAACUUCUAAGCAUUCAGUAAGGUGUCGCAAUAUGACAGCUUCGAUCAGGCAAAUCUUGGCCUUGUAUGUUGCAUCGAAUCUCUAUGUUGGCAUUGAACGAGGAAUUGUUGGCUAUUUCUUUGACGAUAUCGCCAGAACCUAUAACAUCCUGUACAGAUUAUUUUCCGAGGCCAAAGAAAUGGAAAGUGCAACGUUGGCCGCGAAGUUGUCGUUGAACUACGCUCUUCGGACUAACGCAAACUUUCGGGUCCUUUGCAUCAGUUACGGCAAUAUGAUUGCGACUUAUCGUCAGACACAGAAGUUCUCCAUUUGCGUGAAACUAGAGAAGCGCGCCAUGGAACUAUGCCACCGCAAGAGGGGGCAGUUGGACGUGACCGAGGUCCACGCGGUUUGCUACCUCUACACCAGCAUAUUCCUAUUUUACGUAGAACACGGUAAGAAGGUGGAAAGCCUGGAGUUUGGGUUAUCCGUGAUGCACAUGAUGUCCAGCUUGACCGAUCUGACCACGAGGCAGAUGCUGAUCCUGUGGAUGCUGAAGCUGCUGCUCUCAGACCUUCGCAUCCACGAUAUGGUCAGAAUUAUGCGGGAGUUCUUCUACAUGAAUGACCAUUACGAUUUGAGCUCGGAAACCUGGUACUACUUCUACGCGAUGGUAAUAAUGCUGGACACGGGAUACUGCGUGGAGUCAUAUGCCUCUUGCGAGCGUUUCUACAUCAAGAAAGGAGACGCCAUCCUCAGGUCUAAGACUCCGGAGGCUGCGUGGAACUUCUUCGUGUGCAUGUGGCUAAUAACUAUACGCGUUGGGACAUGGGAGAGAUCAAUUCUAUGGGAGGAAAAGAUAAAACAACUCCUGUCUAUGAAGUUUGAGAAGCACGAGUUCAACAUCAUGAUCCUGGUGCGGUUGGUCGAAGGGCUGCUCAUUACUUUGGUCAAGGAGAUGGACAAUAGAAACAUAAAGAAGGUACUGCUUCUAGAGAAGACAGUGAAAGGGAUAUUUCAAGAUAUGAACGAUACGUGCCGUCACACGCCCAUGUACCGGCCAAGGUAUUUCUUGUUGCUUGCUUACUUCAACUACGUGCAAGGCAAGAGGGUGCGCGGUUACAGCUACCUGAACAAAGCUAUGGAACUGUCCAAGCAGUACUCGCAUGGAACGCUGCUGAUAUGGACCGAACAUACUCGCAAUCAUUGGAAGGGGGUGCUGAAUUCGAAGCUAGAAGACUUCUGGGCCGAUCACAUUGAGGCAGACAAUUUACUGGACUACAAGGAUUUUGAUCUACAAAAAUCUAAAAUAGUACCUUUCACCCUCCCUUUGCCAAGAGAUUUGGAAAGAUAGAUUAUAAUUUAAUAUUUUAAGAAGAAAAGGUUUAUGUUAUUAUUUAUUU
Messenger RNA from Ostrinia nubilalis (European corn borer), 3507 nucleotides. RefSeq lists its product as uncharacterized. The transcript is spliced from 22 exons. Gene Ontology annotation, cellular component: cytoplasm. NCBI's taxonomy places the organism in Eukaryota, Metazoa, Arthropoda, Insecta, Lepidoptera, Crambidae. Gene Ontology annotation, molecular function: adenylate cyclase activity. The coding region runs from base 459 to 3458 and encodes 999 amino acids. The record is from RefSeq and is a predicted model, not a curated record.